Messenger RNA from Naegleria fowleri, 282 nucleotides. RefSeq lists its product as uncharacterized. Gene Ontology annotation, biological process: Arp2/3 complex-mediated actin nucleation; actin filament polymerization. Lineage: Eukaryota; Heterolobosea; Eutetramitea; Acrasida; Naegleriidae. Gene Ontology annotation, molecular function: actin filament binding. The transcript has 3 exons. The coding region runs from base 1 to 282 and encodes 93 amino acids. The record is from RefSeq and is a predicted model, not a curated record. Gene Ontology annotation, cellular component: actin cytoskeleton; Arp2/3 protein complex.
AUGAGUACCACUGCCCAACCAUACUAUGAUUGUAUCCGUAAAACUCUCGAGGCUGCCUUGUGUCUUGAGAACUUCCCAUCCCAAUUGAUCGAAAGACACAACAAGCCAGAAGUUGAAGUUGGUAUGAGCAAGGAGUUGUUGCUCAACCCAGUGGUUAUCAGCAGAGACAAGUUCGACAGAUGUAUGAUUGAAGGAUCUAUCAACUCGGUCAGAAUCAGUCUUGCUUUUAAGAAGAACGACCAAGUUGAGGAGAUUAUCUACAAACGUUUUAUGCACUUUUGA